Molecule: messenger RNA, 3952 nt
Organism: Ceraceosorus guamensis
Lineage: Eukaryota; Fungi; Basidiomycota; Exobasidiomycetes; Ceraceosorales; Ceraceosoraceae
Product: P-loop containing nucleoside triphosphate hydrolase protein
Exons: 10
Coding region: 93-3752 (1219 amino acids)
Biological process (GO): mRNA splicing, via spliceosome
Cellular component (GO): spliceosomal complex; intracellular anatomical structure
Molecular function (GO): RNA binding; ATP binding
Source: RefSeq, a predicted model, not a curated record
AGACGACCUUCAUUCUCGUCAAUGCGAUGUCGCCACCCACUGAGACUUGAUUCUGCGACCCCACGUGCUCGCUGCUCCUUCGUCAAUACGGAAUGGUAUCGUUUAUCGAGGACGAUGUGGCGGAACGGCUAAGUCAGCUGCUAGGGCUCGGCCAGCCGAACAAACUUCUGGCGAGCAGGGUCAUAGCCCUCGCUCGCAGCCUCCCCUCCGAGCAGGCAUUCGUGGGCGCUGCGCGCGGGUUUGGCAAAUUCGAGCAGGCAGACCUUGCGGAGCUUAGAGAGAGGAUCAGGAAGGCCCCUGUCGACCAUGAUGCGCAGGCUGUCGAUGCGAAUUUCGAUGGUCACUCUUCGGCCGCUCGGGAAGACACCAGCUCACGCUUGCAACCCGACGAGCCAAGAAGGGCUGGACUGACUACAAGUAGCAGCGAGCGACACGUUUUCAAAGCUCCGGCAACACCACGAACGUCAAAGCUGGGUUUGGACAGGAUAGCAGCAGACAAACGCGCUGAAGCCCAAGUGAAGGGACCUAAUGGUACAAGUGGCGGCGAAGCUCGGAAAAGAGCACGUCUCGAUCCGCCGAGCUCCAGCGAAUUUCUUGUUCAGGGCUCCGAGACUCCCGUCCCUUCUUUCAAGGUCCCAGCACGGCCCACAGGCGGGUCCGGGGCUGCGCAGCAGCGCGUUCGGCCUCAAGAAACGCCUAGUCAUUCUGGAGGCAUCAGCUCUAGCGCACGCGAAGUAUUGGAAGCCAGGAAAAGAAGCAGGGCUGAAGGAGUAUCUGCUGGCAACUCGAGAGACGCAGCAGCAAACAAGCAAGGGCAACGUCUUGAAGACGAGCUGAGGGAUAAGCUCAACAGAAAUGUCCGCUAUCGUAGGGAACAGCUUGAUCCGCGCGAUCGGAACGGACGUGGAUGGCGUGAGGACUCGAAUGGUGGCAUAAGCGGCGGAAAAGGCUGGGGAGGUGAUGCACCAAGAACGAGUCACGGAUCCAGCCGGGGGGAUUGGGAAGCAACUCCUCGCAGCUCUGCCCCUUUGCCCAACCGAUCGUGGGACUCAACGCCACGCAACGAUCACUCAUUUACUCCUCGCACGUCUCGAGGCUGGGAAGCUACACCGAGGCGCAACGGCAGGGAGGAAGACGACGGACGAAUGACCCUGGCGGGAAGAGGGUGGGAAGCGGAUGGCGAAGAGUCAGCCGCUUUAGAUAGAGACUGGUACAGCAUGGACGAAGGUGGAGUUGCAGGCGAUGAAGAGACCAACGCUUUCAGCGCAUAUGCCGAUUUGGAAGCAUCCGCUACCGCCGCUGCUUCUGGAUCUGGAGGCACCAAGAAGCAGACAGCAAGGCAGGCGGCUAGACAAGCGGAAGCUGAUAGGUGGGAAGAUGAUCGGUUGGCAGCGUCAGGCAUCGGUGGUAGACGAAGGGUAGAUUUGGACAGCAUGGACGACGAGAGCGAGAGCCGCGUCCAUCUGCUAGUACACGACCUUCGUCCGCCGUUCCUGGACGGCAAGACUGUCUUCACGCGUCAGCUCGAGCCCGUGAACCCAGUCAGAGACCCGACCUCGGACCUCGCCGUCUUUAGCCGGAAAGGCUCGAAGCUGGUCAAGGAGAAGAGGGAGCAAAAGGAGAGAGCGAAAGCGGCAGCCAAGAUGGCGGCACUUGGAGGCACUGCCCUGGGGAAUGUGCUGGGCGUGAAGGAAGGCGAAGAAAGGGAUAGCGCUGGGAACAAGAUUCACGAGACGGGCGGUGACGAGGAAGAUGCAGAAGGCUACAACCACCGAAGCGACAGUCAAUUCUCCAAACACCUCAAGAAGAGCGAUCAGGGGGCUAGCGCGUUCUCGCGCGGCAAGUCUCUCAAGGACCAAAGGCAGUAUCUGCCCGCUUUUGCCUGUCGAGAAGAUCUGAUGAGGGUGCUCAGGGAAAACCAAGUCGUGAUAGUGGUGGGAGAGACAGGGAGCGGCAAGACGACUCAAGUAGCUCAAUUCCUGCACGAAGAAGGGUACACGCGGCACGGCCUGAUCGGAUGUACUCAGCCCAGAAGAGUCGCUGCAAUGUCCGUUGCGAAGCGAGUGUCGGAAGAGAUGGAGGUGGAGCUCGGCGAUCUGGUCGGCUACUCGAUCAGGUUCGAGGACUGCACCUCGGAGAGAACGAAGAUCAAGUACAUGACCGAUGGCGUGCUGCUAAGAGAAAGCUUGAACGACCCCGAGCUGGGAAAGUACAGCGCCAUCAUCCUUGAUGAAGCUCACGAGCGCGGUCUGAGUACCGAUAUCCUCAUGGGUUUGCUGAAGAAGAUCUUGACACGAAGGAGAGACCUGAAGUUGAUUGUCACGUCUGCUACCAUGAAUGCCGACAAGUUCGCUCAAUUCUACGGCCAUGCUCCGAAUUUCACAAUUCCUGGACGUACCUUUCCAGUGGACACCUUGUUUUCCAAGUCUCCUUGUGAAGACUACGUGGACUCAGCGGUCAAGCAGGUCUUAGCUGUGCACGUCGGAGGUGGUGUUGGAGACAUGCUUGUCUUCAUGACUGGUCAGGAGGAUAUUGAGGUGACUUGCGAUGUCAUCCAGGAGCGGCUGUCGCAGCUAGACGAUGCCCCACCCCUUCUCGUCCUGCCGAUUUAUUCUCAGAUGCCAGCGGAUUUGCAAGCCAAAAUCUUCAACCCAGCACCUAAUGGCGAGAGGAAGGUAAUUGUGGCUACAAAUGUAGCGGAGACUUCAUUGACGGUGGACGGUAUCAUGUACGUAGUCGACUGCGGCUACUCUAAGCUCAAAGUCUACAACCCACGCGUGGGCAUGGACAGUCUACAAAUCACACCUGUCAGUCAAGCGAAUGCAAAUCAAAGGUCGGGCAGAGCAGGCAGGACUGGGGCAGGUACAGCAUACAGGCUGUAUACCGAGAAUGCCUAUAGAAACGAGAUGUUUCCCAAUACGAUACCGGAGAUACAGCGGACCAAUCUUGCCAACACCGUGCUAUUGCUAAAGUCUCUCGGAGUGAAGAAUCUACUGGAGUUCGAUUUCAUGGAUCCUCCACCUCAGGACAACUUGCUUCAGUCUAUGUACUCUCUUUGGGUACUUGGUGCUCUGGACAACAUCGGCGACCUGACGCCCGUUGGCAAGAAGAUGAGCGAGUUUCCGAUGGAGCCAUCACUCUCAAAGAUUCUUAUCGCCAGCGUCGACUUCAAAUGCAGCGCGGAGCUGCUUACCAUCGUCAGCAUGCUCAGCGUGCCAUCCGUGUUUUAUAGACCCAAGGAAAGGCAAGAGGAGUCGGACGCUGCCAGAGAGAAAUUCUUUGUAUCGGAAUCCGACCACUUGACGCUCCUACAUUGUUACACUCAAUGGAGACUCAACGGAUACAGAGAUUCUUGGUGCGCUCAACACUUUCUGCACGGAAAGAUCCUAAAGAAAGCCAGAGAGGUUCGCACUCAACUCGAGGACAUUAUGAAGACGCAAAGGCUCGAUGUCAUCUCUUGCGGUACAGACUGGGACACCGUUCGCAAAUGCAUCGUGACAGGAUUCUUCCAUCAAGCAGCUCGUGCGAAGGGGAUUGGCGAGUACGCUCACGCCCGAACGGGUAUGCCUCUACAGCUGCACCCAACUUCGAGCUUGAUAGGCGCUGGCGUCACGCCUCAAUUCUUGGUGUAUCACGAAGUGAUCCAGACCAGCAAAACCUACAUGCACACGUGCACUGCCGUCGAGGCAGAGUGGCUGGCCGAACUUCAAGUCCAUUGUUUAUUUGCGCCUCUGGGACUUUCAUCGCCGUAGAGGUACACCCAUUGCAGCCAGGCUUGUUGCGCGCUCCUAUUGCCCUUCGUGACACACGCACUUCCAUAGAUCCGAUCCGAUUUAGACCAAUGACAUGAGUACUUUUCGCUCAUAUUCUCCGCGCUCAAAUCAUCUUCGUGGCUCGAUACCGAUCUCUGCACCUACCUUCGCCUUGCACUCGCAGACGACCCAGAUCGCAC